Molecule: messenger RNA, 1410 nt
Organism: Aspergillus mulundensis
Lineage: Eukaryota; Fungi; Ascomycota; Eurotiomycetes; Eurotiales; Aspergillaceae
Product: Zn(II)2Cys6 transcription factor domain-containing protein
Exons: 4
Coding region: 1-1410 (469 amino acids)
Biological process (GO): regulation of DNA-templated transcription
Cellular component (GO): nucleus
Molecular function (GO): zinc ion binding; transcription cis-regulatory region binding; DNA-binding transcription factor activity, RNA polymerase II-specific
Source: RefSeq, a predicted model, not a curated record
AUGAACCGCACAGCAAGUGAGGAUAAUGGCCCCUCCAGCCAGAUCGAGACAAACCAACCACUCCGGCGACACAUCGGCAAGGCCUGCGAAGGUUGUAGGCAACAGAAGAUCAGAUGCAACGGCGACUCUCCAUGCGAGCGAUGCUCUCGCCUUACCCUGCCCUGUAUCGUGCGGAGAACUGCGAGGCAGCGUCAGAAGCGGCAUCAGAUACAGAGAGCCCCGGACCAGUCCAACGAUUCUGCGUCAAGUGUCAUCCUACGAAGCGUUCUUAGACCAGUCCGUGUCCGGAGCGGGAUCACAGGGACCAGCGCUUCAAGGACUGCGGUAUACGGGCCCACGUCGACCGUAGCCGCUCUGCAUAUCAUCGCGUCAAGAAGCAACGGAGAUGCGUUGAUUGGAAACCUAGAUCCAGGUAUCGAGGAUACAAAAAUCACUGUCAUGAACAGCAGCAUCUCGCUCGAGGCCUUCAAAUACCACACCUUCGUGCUCGGAAAUACUCUCACUCUGGCUCCAGAGACCUUAACACCUCCGCUCUGCCUAACAACGAUUUCAAAUGAUCUGCUUGAGUUUUUUCUGCAUAGAUACAUCGACACGGCAUGGGGCACACUCCCGCUACAAUCUCCCGCUCAACUGACGACUCUCUUCCAAUCAUCGUGCAAUGCGUUUAGCCAGAAUACGUUGCCACCGGUGUUUUAUCCGGUCCUGCUAUACCAGCUCGCAAUGGGGUCUUUGUCCACGAGACAUGGAGAGCUUUCUGAGAUGCUGGUGAUGGAGAGUCAGCUCCUUGCUCCUACGAGCGGUGGAUACGGAUACGGAGGCCUCACUGAGGAGAUGGUGUUGCACGAGAUCGGCAACUUCGAUAAGGCAUACGAGAUACUGGGCCAGACGCAAGGGAGAAUCUACACUGCCGGCUACCAUCUUGACCCUCAGGCUCAUACUUUAGAGAUCAAAAGACUGCUUCGGGUUUUACUUUCAACUGAGAGUUACGUCUGCAUAGCCGUUGGACGACCGUGCCUUCUUCCUUCAACCCUCCGAGUUCCAUUGGACGAACGCAGCAACGACUCGCCCGUGACAAAAUUCGUGUCUGGCCUGUUCUAUAUAAUCAACGAUAUGCUGCGAGCCCAGCAAAACGUCGAUACAAGCUUCGAAAAACUAUACGAGUCGGCCUGGGCUACGCAUGAGAGACUCGCGUCAUUCUGGGAAGAGAACGAGCCGGCGUUAUGGUUUGCGCAUGCGGAACCGAUGUGCCCCGGGGGCGUUAGUGAGGCGAUGGAGCUUCAUGUUGUUCAAUAUAUCGGACCACAACGAGAACGAGAACAGCAACGAGCCAGCGCCGGAAAAUGCACAAGAAGCACACUCAACCCCACCGAUUCCUGGCCCAAAGAACAAGGAUGGGAGUGGCAAACAUAG